GCCGAGUGGAAGUUGCAUAUAGUGAAUAUAAAGUAUGGAUAGACGCACAUAUCAUUAUAUCCAUACACUCACUUCGAUAUGUAUCAAUCGAGAUUAUGGGGGGUAAAUCUGGGGAAAGCUCGAAGAAAAAAAAGUGACAUCCUUUGUAACCUUUUCAACAUCACAACCUCGACGACAAGAUGUCGACGGAGAAACCCAGCCCGCUACGAUCCAUCAUAGCGGGCGCCACGGCCGGCGCAGUCGAGAUCGCGAUCACAUACCCGGCCGAGUUCGCUAAGACGAGGACACAGCUCAACCGCAAGUUAGCCGACGGCCAGAAGCUCCCGUGGCCGCCCUUCGGCAAGCAGUGGUACGCCGGCUGCACCACCCUGAUCAUCGGCAACUCCGCCAAAGCCGCGAUCCGCUUCGUCUCCUUCGAGCAGUAUAAGCGCCUCCUCGCCGACGAGAAUGGCAAGGUUUCGGGCCCCAGGAACGUCAUCGCCGGUUUCGGCGCCGGUGUCACGGAGUCGCUGCUCGCUGUCACGCCGACCGAGUCUAUUAAGACGACGUUGAUCGACGAUCGCAAAUCGCCGAACCCUCGAAUGCGUGGUUUCUUACACGCCGUCCCGAUUAUUGCGAGAGAGCGGGGAAUUCGAGGGUUCUUCCAAGGUCUCGUGCCCACGGCCGCUAGACAGUCGGCCAACAGCGCCGUGCGAUUCGGCUCGUAUACUAGUCUGAAGCAGCUCGCCGAAUCGUAUACCGCUCCCGGCGAGAAGCUCGGAACGGUUGCUACGUUCGGUAUAGGAAGCGUCGCAGGUGCUAUUACCGUAGCCGUGACCCAGCCUCUCGACACGAUCAAGACGAGGAUGCAGAGCAUCGAAGCAAAGCAGGUCUACGGCAACAGUUUCCGAUGCGCGACCUUGAUAUUCAAGCACGAAGGCAUCUUGACGUUCUGGAGCGGAGCCUUACCUAGGUUAGCGCGACUAGUCAUGAGCGGCGGCAUUGUCUUCUCCAUGUACGAGAAGAGCAUAGAACUUAUGCGGACGUUGGACCCGGAAAACAAGUACAUAUAGACAUCGGUGCGCGAAAAGUUUAUUAGACAGAUACCCAGCAAUCAGGGGACAGGACCUGGAAUGGCGUUCCAACAUUCGUUUGAAUGAGGAUGGGAUGUGCGACUACCUUCGAACUAUUGCCGGAGGGGUGAUAGGUAACUACACUAGUCCACCUCUCGGGUUUUGACCCGUGAAUUCGAUCGUGAGGCUACUACUCAGCCUCCGUAGUAUAGCCCCAUAGCGGCUGUGAUGGGCACG
Molecule: messenger RNA, 1289 nt
Organism: Annulohypoxylon truncatum
Lineage: Eukaryota; Fungi; Ascomycota; Sordariomycetes; Xylariales; Hypoxylaceae
Product: mitochondrial carrier
Exons: 1
Coding region: 180-1052 (290 amino acids)
Biological process (GO): mitochondrial citrate transmembrane transport
Source: RefSeq, a predicted model, not a curated record